Molecule: messenger RNA, 2311 nt
Organism: Maniola jurtina (meadow brown)
Lineage: Eukaryota; Metazoa; Arthropoda; Insecta; Lepidoptera; Nymphalidae
Exons: 27
Coding region: 48-2258 (736 amino acids)
Source: RefSeq, a predicted model, not a curated record
UAUUUGCGUUUAAUUUAGUUUAUAAUUCGUUUUCAAUCAAAGGAAACAUGCUGUGGCAGUAUUUAUUAUUUUUGGAAUUUUUCAAAGCUGUGUUAUGUGGAUACCAACCGACAGGUGAGGAGGUACAGCCUGGCAGUGUGCUCCUACCAGCUACCAGACGAGGCAGAUAUCUGGCUAACAUCGUGAGGAGGCAGGCGGUGGACGGAACGAGAAUAAAAUUCAACAAAGAUGCGGACCGGAUGAAUGCUGAGGCUAAGAAGAAGGUGGAUGUGUUAUCGGAGGAGCUGCUGCCGUACAUCAUUGCGGAGCAAGAGCGUCGCACCACGCUAUACAAGCGCGUUAUGACGGCCAUACAGAACGCUGAGAAGGGCGUCACCGUAGCUGAGAUCCGUGGGAAGCCACCCCUCAUUAUACGGAAAGGUCUAUUAUACCGCUGCCCAGCCAACCGCGCGCCAAAGGAGCCGGAUGGUUCAGGAGUAUUGAUGUGUGAAGAGGAGGUGGAACCCACGCAAGUGAUGUACGACUCCUGCCUCAGCGCAGAGGAUAAAGAACUCUACGUCGCUGAUAAUAAGUACUUCUUUUGCAACCGACACAAAGUAGAGGGGCCAGAUCUGCCCCGGAAUGGCACCACUGUGAUCGGUUGCGCGCCCAUCGAGAGGACCUCACUCAACUACACCGCCAACAAAUGUGCUCUAGAGGACACGGACGAUGUGGUGGUGCACUACCGAUACUAUCCUGACAGGAGCUACAAGUUCGUGACAGAGCUGGACCCAGAUAGAGAGGUCUGCGACCACUGGAACCCGUGUCAGAUUGGCUACAUCUUCAGCCUACCCUCGCCAGACCAGGCGCUGAUGGCUAAUGAGCUUUGGCAUGAUUAUGAGGACUCCAGUGAGGAGUUUGUUCCAGCAUCAAUCACCAACUACACCAGCAGCUCCAGGCGUCUGGCGAUACCUGAAGGAUACAAAUUCACGCACAUCGAGUAUGUCAAUUUGACUGCGGAUGAGAAAAUUACGUUCCGGAAACCAGAGAAACAAUUGGGUACAAAACUAAGUGAGAACCACUACAAAGUGAAAUGGAGUGCCGACGGUAGAUUCGUCACCAUCACCCUCGCAUUUCCAAAAUGGGGGCCCGAGGAGAUUGGAGUGUAUUUAGUAAGAAUACAGCAAAACAACGUCACCGACCACUGGGAGACCUUGUAUUAUUGGAAAUUAUCUAGUGGCAAGGCAGCGUUGUCGAUUCGCUCCCUAGAACUAAUACCGGGGCAAAGCAAAAACAGGACGAACAUAGCGUACCGGUGCGACAGGUGUCGGCUGUUAAGCGUUAUGGUACGCACCGCUGACAACAACAUAUACAAUCUGGACUCGUCGAAGUAUAAGAUACGGGAUUAUAUUGAUGGAGCUGGCAAACGCCAACAAUACUUGGAACUCGAAAUUGAAGGGAUGCGGCCACAAGACUUUGGCGACUACUUCGCCAUCAUCCAGAACAAGGACGGCAUAGAGGAAAGAGUUAAAAUGCUGACUGUUCUAUCUCCAGAUCAAGAUAAUGAAAACGAAAUAAGGUCUAACCGUCUAGCCGCCUCGGUGGAUGUGGGGUCCAGCUUCGAGCAAACACUGAAUUACUCGUGUGUCGAAUGCUCACUCAGCGACGUGCUCUGUCGUGGAGACAGCGCGCUAGCGUGGGGCAAGCUCGCUGCUAUACCUGUCACCAAGAUGCUUAACUUCAACUUUCCUAGCUUCGAAGAUCAUUUCUCUUGCGUCUACGUGGGAGUGUUUGAGAAGCACAAAAAAAUAUACAGGAAAAUCUUAGCUGUCAUCGAAAAUAAUUCUCCUUCGGUGACGAUCCACCAGGUGGAACUAAUACCUCCUCCGAAGGAAGGCGAGCCAUUUCAACACGAGGUCUCUUUCACCUGCGACAGCUGUUCUGCUGAAAAGGUAUUUGUUAACGGGAUACCUCUGGAGACAUCUCUUCGAAGAAACACCGUCGGUUCCUUUGCAUUUUAUACGGCCACACCAUCGUCGAUCACAGUGCAUUUCACGGAGUACUCGCCCACAUAUGAAGGGGUCUACCAGGCACAGUUUGUAGUUGAAGGGGAGGUUAUCACCAAAACCAUCUUCGAGAUAGGUAACGGAGAUCACCCUCCAGAAAUUGCUACCACAACCGCACCACAGAUAACUGAACAAGACGAUGUACCAUCAAGUACAAAAAUUCCUGACACCAAGGAGGGGCUUAUAAUAGCAACGACUACAGUUAGCAAAUGAAAAUAAAUUAAGUAUAGCCAUAAGUGAAUAUGAAUAAAAUAUUUUAAAAUAAA